AUGGAUUCAGCGAAAACCAAACGACACCUCAAAAAACCACUCCCCUCCCCUGUUACGGAUCACUCUCAAAAGCGUCGCAGGAAACACAUUUUCAAAAAACAGAGAGGGAGAGAGAGUGAGAUCUCACUCACAGACAAACAACAACACUCUCCAAACCCUCCUUCUUCCUCAUCAUCACUUCUCAGAGACAUCUCCAAUUUCAAAACCCCCAAACACCCUUCCCAAAACCCUAAUCUCCACUCUCCACACCCCCAAUUCUUCACCGCCUCCAAACAAACCCCUCACUCCUCUUCCAUUCUCCGUCGCCACCGCCCUUCUCUGGCUUCUUCCUCGGCUCGAUCCAAAGUCUCCCGCAGACUCAAAGCAUUCGAGCUCGAACAGUGUAAAUCGGCACGAAAGGCCCAAAUCGACAAAGAAAAAUCUCUUAAUUCGCUCGCAAAAUCGCUAACCGUAUGGCUCAAUUUCUUGCUUCAGAACCCAGUUUCAUGCGGUUGCGAUUUGUCGAAAAUGACUGGUCAAUAUGGGUUUGAGGAAUCGGAUGUGAAGUUGGUGUCUGGGAAUGGGAAGAGGGCGAGCAGUCGAGGCGGUGGGGUUGGAGUGGAUACUCCGUGGCGGUGCCCCAAGAGGCAGAGGGAUUCGGGUUGGCGUGGCGUGGCGAGAGAAGAGAGUACGGUGUUUUUGAAUUCGAAGCUUUUGGCUUUGCAAUCCUCGUUGCGGGAUGUUUGUAGUUUUGACGAUUUGAAAGAGCGAAUGAAGGUUUACUUGAGCUUGGGUAGUUGUAAAGAAAUUUUCAAUGUGAUGACUCAAGUAACAAAGAAUAUAGAUGAAGGAAGAUUGAAAAUGAAGUCACACUGCCCUAUUGUAACUGAUGUUGGGUUGAAGGAGAAGGCCUCGAGAAUCCUUAUGUGUUAUAACCCAAUUUGGCUCCGGAUUGGGUUAUAUAUUAUUUUUGGUGGUGAUUCAUUGUUGUCAGAUGAGGACAUAAAUUCUGAAAAGGAAAUUGCAUUCUUGAAGAUGGUUAUUGAGAAGCAGUUUUUUCUAGCUAGAGUUUAUGCUUAUAACAAGUUGGUUGAGGGUUUAUAUAGACCAGGUUACUUUGAGGCAUUGGGGAAUGUUAUAUUGAAGAGAUUUUUGUUGCUUGUUCUUGUACUUGAUAGAGCUAAAUCUCAGAGCUGUCUUCCUAUCAAGUAUGGCAUUGAUGGAUUGGAUGGGGGUUCUCCUCUGCUAUUUACUUUGCAACCUAACAUUAAAUCGAGUUGUCAAGUGAUCCAUGAUUUCUUAUCAUCGGAUGUGAUGCAUGGAGAAGGUAAUGUUCUUGCUCAUCUAGUGAUUGUAGGGUACAAAGUAUCUUACUUACAGAGUCCUUUCAAUGAGUAUGACUUCAGGGUGAAAGAAUUGUUUGAAGAUCUUCAAGAUGGGGUGCGGCUUUGUAGAGCCAUUCAGCUCUUGCAACAUGACGCUUCCAUUCUCAUGAAAAUGUUGGUUCCAUCAGAUACCCGUAAGAAGAAUGUCGUGAAUUGUGGCGUUGCCCUUCAACAUCUGAAACAGGCUGGUGUGCCAUUAUUUGAUGAAGAUGGAUCGAUGAUUGUAGCAGAAGACAUUGUUAGUGGAGAUAAGGAACUCACACUUUCGUUACUUUGGAACAUCUUUGUUCAUUUGCAGCUGCCACUUCUAAUCAACAAAACGCUUAUAUUGGAGGAAAUUUCCAGAAUCCAAGGAGUCAAUGCGGAACACUUGAACAAUUCCACUCUUUUGGACAUGCUUCUGAAUUGGAUCCAG
This is a messenger RNA of Camellia sinensis, 1779 nucleotides long. The record is from RefSeq and is a predicted model, not a curated record. Lineage: Eukaryota; Viridiplantae; Streptophyta; Magnoliopsida; Ericales; Theaceae.